Molecule: messenger RNA, 3165 nt
Organism: Branchiostoma belcheri (Belcher's lancelet)
Lineage: Eukaryota; Metazoa; Chordata; Leptocardii; Amphioxiformes; Branchiostomatidae
Product: short transient receptor potential channel 1-like
Exons: 21
Coding region: 418-3018 (866 amino acids)
Biological process (GO): manganese ion transport; calcium ion transmembrane transport; regulation of cytosolic calcium ion concentration
Cellular component (GO): membrane; cation channel complex
Molecular function (GO): protein binding; store-operated calcium channel activity; inositol 1,4,5 trisphosphate binding
Source: RefSeq, a predicted model, not a curated record
CAUUAUAAUGGGUAAAAUAUGAAGGGGCGUCAGAGGGGAUUGGAAAUCGAUUCUUGCUUCAUCACUAGACCUGUUGAUCGCUCAAUGAGGUGACAGAGUUUUCAUCAUUAUUAUUUUACCAAUCAGGUCUCUCCAGACAGCUACCGGCUUCAAAAAUUCAUUUACGGACAUCAAGGUCGACACAAAAUGGCCGACAUCUUUCAAGAGUAAAUCGGUUUGGCCUGUGUCGUGACCGGGGGUCUGCAAUUACCUGCUCCUGUAUAUACGAUUACCCAUCAUGGCGGCCAUGUGCUGGGUGUUUGUCGUCUGGAUUAACGGGACGGAUAUCACACGUUAUCGAUCGGACAGGUUUUUCUGAUUAAACCAUUUGAAACGCACUCACGUCACGUCGCGUCACGUCACGUAAAAAGCGCCCUCAUGUGGAACAAGGUCGCACAGCAGGUGAAGAGGAAAUCCAACAUGGCGGCGGCUGAGGUCGCUUUCCGCCUCACGGCCGGGAAGCGAUCCGCGAGUCGGAACAACGCCAAACAGGCCCUGUCCAUUGACGAGCGGUUUUACCUAGCCGCUGUGGAGAAGGGAGACCUCGUCGCCGUGCAGAGAAUCUUAAAGAACAAAGACAAAGCAGGACAAAAGGUGAACAUCCACUGUGUUGACCAGUUGGGGAGAAGUGCUCUGCUGAUCGCAAUAGAACAUGACCUUUCGGACAUCACCAAGCUGCUGCUCAGGCACGACAUCUAUGUGGGUGACGCGUUACUGUUCGCGGUGAACGAGGAAGCUGCCUGGGCGGUGGAGCUGCUACUGGAUCACCGACCGAUGCACAAGGCCAGCAUGAUGGACGUCGUUGAGAGCGUUUGUUAUUCGAAUUUCGCGCCACCUGACGUCAGUCCCGUCAUGCUCGCCGCACAUAGGGACAACUACGAUAUCAUCAAGAUCCUAGUCAAGAGAGGUGCGUACCUGCCGUCCCCACAUACAGUCGGGUGCGACUGUGUGUACUGUACCUCCUCCAGCGAGAGGGACAGUCUCAGACACUCCCGCCGCCGACUAAACAUCUACAGAGCCCUCGCCAGCCCUUCGCUGAUGGCUCUGACGGAGGAGGAUCCCAUCCACAAAGCCUGGGUUCUCAGCAACGAGCUCAAGCGACUCAGCUUUGUUGAGGUCGAGUUUAAAAGUGACUACGAGAAGCUGUCUGCACAGUGCAAGAAGUUUUCCACGGAUCUGCUGGACGAGGUACGGGACUCCAAGGAGCUUCUUGCCGUGCUGAACGCACACAACCCGAACCACCCGGAACCGGUGAAGGAGAAGGGCGCGGUCGGCAUGAGUCUGGCUCGACUGAAACUCGCCGUGGAGUAUGGCCAGAAGGAGUUUGUGGCCCGACCGAGCUGCCAGCAGCUGCUGAACCGGGUGUGGUACAGCGGCGUUCCUCGGUUCCGCACCCUCCCUCUGGCCGGCAAGCUCCUGGUGGCUCUCGGCAUCAGCCUCAUCUGGCCGCUCCUCUCUGUGGCAUAUCUGGUGGCGCCGCGUAGCGGGCUCGGCUCCAUCAUCAGAUCGCCGGCCAUCAAGUUCAUGAGUCACAGCGCCUCCUACAUCAUCUUCCUCCUCCUGCUGUACAUCUCCACGUACGACGACUUCUCACUGAGAAAGUACUCCGGGCCGCCGCUCACCACGCCUGAGUACAUCAUCAUGGUCUGGGUGCUGGGAAUGGUGUGGGCUGAAGUAAAGCAGUUGUGGAGAGACGGCGUGAGAGAGUUCGUGUCGGAAAGUCGGAACUGGAUGAGUUACAUCAUGAACUUUCUCUACAUCGUCAGCUUCACGCUCAAGAUCGUGGCACACCUUAAGUUUGAGAACGAAGACGCCUGCCGGAGCCAGUGGGGCCGGUACCACCCGAACCUGGUGGCGGAGGCGCUCUUCGCAGUGGCGAACAUCUUCAGCUUCCUCCGCCUGACGUUCCUGUACACGGCUAGUCCGGUGGUGGGGCCUCUUCAGAUCUCAGUGGGCCGGAUGCUGCCCAACAUCUUCCUGUACCUGGCGCUGUUCGGCCUGGUGCUGCUGUCCUUCACCAUCGGCCUGCAGCAGCUCUACUGGGUCUACAACGAGGUCCCGAGGGAGCACAUCCCCACCAACAUUGUGGCGUCUCCCCCGACGCCACAGAUCCUGAUAGACAUCUCUAACGAGUACGCCGUGGCGAACGGAACCUGCAGUAUCGAGCAGGCCACCUACAGCGCGCCCGGCAUCGAGCUGCCCAACAACAGCUACACCUGCCAGGGCGUGCAGUGCCCCAAUCACAACGACGUCUUUUCAAGCGUCCACGAGGCGGUGCUGACCCUGUUCUGGUACCAGUUCAGCAUGGCGCACGUCCAGAUCUACUCCAGCAACACGGGCGUGCAGAAGCACGACAUGUACACGGGGUUCCUGGGCGCCGUCAUGGUGGGAUGCUACAACAUCAUCGUCGUCAUCGUGCUCACCAAGCUGCUCAACGCCAUGCUGCAGCGAUCCAUACAGAUCACUCUGGAACACGAGGACACGGAAUGGAAGUACGCUCACACCAAGCUGUGGAUGAGCUAUUUCGAGGACUCGGCGACCCUCCCCCCUCCUCUGAACCUCGUCCCCAGCCCGAAGUCCUGUUACUACUGCCUGACGUGGAUCAGCGCCAAACUGCGGGACCUGUGCGGGAGGAAACUCAAGGAGUUCUCUGUAGAGUCUGGUGACAAUGAGACUAACCAAUCAAGACGCAGUAGAUCUGAAACCAAGAUUCCUUCAGAUUACCGGGAGGUAAUGCGAAAGCUGGUGCAGCGCUGGCUGACUCACCGGCGCAGGAAAGACCGCCAGUCUAAGGAGGCCCUGGUGGAGAGAUUCAACGAGCUGAAACAGGAGCUGGCCAACUUCCGGAAGGAGCUGCGCGAACUCCUUAAGAAGCGGAUGAUGAAGAUCGAGACGAAGAAGCUGUCUGCCAACCUGACCACGCCCCUGGGCAGCGCCAGCGUCAACUUCGAGCGGACCACCAAGGAAUUCUUCAUUUAGGGCGACAGUUAUCAUGAAAGUUUAUCUGUGUUGGAAGAAAUCGUAGUAAAAUGUUGAACUUUAUUCCAACACAAAGGGUACUCAGAGUUCAACAUUUUAUUACAGCAUUAAAGUUCAUAUUGAGUCUUUAACUACUCUCCAAUUUAA